AUGACGUCUAACUCUGGUGAUUGGAGGUCCUCACUCACCUCCUCUGAUCGAUAUGACAACAUUCAAACGAUAAAAGUCGCCCUUGAAAAUACAGAUGAUUCGACCUCGUCACAGUCAAGCGCUUUUGCAAUUGAAAACGAAGCUUACAAGAAUUCUACAUCGCGUGCCGAGUAUGAUGAAGCAUGCCGAAAUGCAACUCUCCAAGGGCCAUCGUCAUUGACCCAAACAUCGCCAGUUUCUAUAGGACAAGAUGUUCCGGAAUCACCCGGCAUCAAUAUAGGAUCUUAUCCUAAUUGUCACUAUGUUGCUAGCGGGGUUACUGCUGAGGUGUAUCGAUCUAAGACAGUAGCUCUGAAGGUAAUCGUUGAGACUCGUAACAUGGAACCGCAUAAUCCUUUUAGGGAAGCCAAGAUCUUGAAGUCAUUGAAUAAACCGUGCAUUCCCCUUCUCGGCACUUUCAGAGAUCAGGAGCAGCGAUUUACUCUAACCUUUCCAUUUAUGCCAUUGAGUCUCGAGAGCCUUAUCGAACAGGGGCCUAUAUCGAAAAGUCGAACACAGAAACACUUUACGGAUCUGUUUAAAGCUCUAGACUAUAUCCACCAGCAGGGUAUAAUACACAGAGAUGUUAAGCCUUCUGCAGUGUUACUCGAGUCGCCUGAUGGCCCUGCCUAUCUUUCCGACUUUGGUACGGCUUGGCACCCGGAGUUGUCAGUAUCCACGGAACCUCCCCAUGGCAAAAUUCUGGACAUCGGCACGGGACCAUAUCGCGCACCCGAGACCUUGUUUGGUGAUAAAUCGUAUGGCAGUCCGGUAGAUAUGUGGAGUGCUGGGACCAUGCUUGCUGAAUGCUGUCGAGAUUCACCUCAACCACUUUUCGAGUCGCGAGCUGCUCACGAGGAUGGCAACCAGCUUGGCUUGAUCCUCAGCAUUUUCAAGACCAUCGGAAGCCCCACUCGGGAGUCAUGGCCGGAGGCUGCCAACUUCAAGACACCCCCGUUCGAUAUGUAUCAAGUAUUCGAAGGCCAAACAUGGGAUGAUAUCUUACCGGAUGUCAGUGAAGACUUUCGUAAGCUCAUUGCUGCUCUAGUAGUUUAUAACACUAGUAUCAGAGCCACCGCUUCUCAGGCAUUGCAAUUCAAGUGUAUGCAGAAUUGA
Molecule: messenger RNA, 1155 nt
Organism: Annulohypoxylon truncatum
Lineage: Eukaryota; Fungi; Ascomycota; Sordariomycetes; Xylariales; Hypoxylaceae
Product: kinase-like protein
Exons: 4
Coding region: 1-1155 (384 amino acids)
Biological process (GO): protein phosphorylation
Cellular component (GO): cytoplasm; nucleus
Molecular function (GO): cyclin-dependent protein serine/threonine kinase activity; ATP binding
Source: RefSeq, a predicted model, not a curated record